CUCAUUAGGCUCGUCGUAGACGCUACUUACUCCACGACAAUUCUGGCGUGGACCAACAUCGUCACAUCACUGCUCCAUGUUUCAAGUGUGAAUAAUUGAAGACCAAACAUACAGAGGAAGAAGAAAAACUUGGCUGGUGAUUUUUUUUCUCGAGGACUCCCAGUAUGCUCUCUCGACGGAUAUUGGGAGCGAGGCCUCUCGCCUGGGCCGUCCGACCAGCGAUAUCCGCCCCACAAAGAAGCCUUCCCCAGAUUCGAUGCCUUUCCCAGGCAGAUGUCGAGGAUCCUGGAAUGAAUGGCGGCUAUAUAAACCCUCCUGCUGAGAAACGUCAAAUGCGAGACCCGUACGGCGACUGGUGGGACAAGCAAGAACGCCGCAACUAUGGUGAACCGGUGCAUGAAGACAAUGAUAUUCUAGGCAUAUUCUCGCUCGAGGAAUAUACCCAUUUCACUCCCGGUCGCUCGCUAUUUUUGGUGGGAUGCUUUAUCGCAGCUACUGUUGGCCUCUGUGGUGUGGUCUACAAGUAUUAUCCAGACAAGCCCGCCACGCCAAGAACAUUUCCAAAUGGUUUGGAGGUAGAAUUGGGGGGUCCGAAUGCUUUACGGGCGCGGAAAGAAGGAGAGGAUCAAUAUUAGCUCCUUAUCUCGGUCCUCUUUCCUCCAUCAUACUUGGUCGUUUAUUUUCCGGGCGAGAAGCAUCUACUGUUGUCACUUUUUAUAUAGCGCAUCAAUCUCGACUUUACCUCGUCCACCGGUCUAUCAGUUUGUGGUUCGCAAUUAAUCAGUAAAUGUGCUUUCCUUCAUUAGGCUCGGUUGAACUACGACAUGAGAAAUCUUUAUCCGGGAUAAAACUCGACUUUCACGCAGAGUAGAUACAUUCAUGCGGGGAAAAUUCUAAAUAGAAAGCUCGUGAUAAAUUUAUCUCUUUUUAUCUUCAUUCC
This is a messenger RNA of Xylona heveae TC161, 940 nucleotides long. Its product is annotated as NADH:ubiquinone oxidoreductase subunit. The transcript is spliced from 4 exons. Gene Ontology annotation, cellular component: mitochondrion. The coding region runs from base 165 to 635 and encodes 156 amino acids. The record is from RefSeq and is a predicted model, not a curated record. Lineage: Eukaryota; Fungi; Ascomycota; Xylonomycetes; Xylonales; Xylonaceae.